GAAGAACACUGUUCUACAACCAGGGAAAUACUGAUGUCCAUCGAGAAUGGGAAUUCGCAAAUUAAAUGCAAAACUUUUAUAAAUUAUUUUUAGAUCUGUCUGAAUUUCAUACUGUGAAGAUCUAUAUUGAAGCCCCCUAGUAUAAGAACUAAAUCCUGAAGCCAAUAAUUAGUUUUGCUACAUAAUUCAGGGGAAUUUCGCAUAACCAUGAACAACUUAACGGACGUAUAUAAUAUGUCCACCACAUCCACAGAAGACGUCAACUCCGUCAACAACUCUACCCCUCCACUGAACCUAACAACCACAACGCGUGUGUACGAAAACAUUGCUCCUGUCACCCUGCUGUUUUUCUUUGGGGUGUCCGGCAACGUCAUUGCUCUGCUCGUUCUGAUUUGUUCUGCAAAGACUCACAAAUGGCGCCCGUUUUACAGGCUGGUAUUUGGACUCGCUAUUUCAGAUGGUGGGGGGAUUUUAGCGUCCUACCCGUUCGCUGAGUAUCGAUACAUUUCUAAUUUUGAAUACGUGUUCCCAAAGGCAGUGUGUGACUACGUAGGAUUCGUCUUCAUGUUCACCUUAAUGUCGUCUGCCAUGAUCGUCUGCUGUAUGUCUCUUGAUCGCUUCUACGCGAUAUUUUUUCCAAUCCUGUACAACACUCCGACAAAGAAUCGUCGAGUUCUGGUUAUGCUUGGGGUAGCUUGGACGUUAGCGGGGAUCCUUAGUUCUCUUCACCUAUAUGGCUUAGGCUCCAGUUUGAACUACUACCCGGGGUCCUGGUGUUUUCUGGACUUCAUCGACAUGUCGGUGUCAUCGAAUGUCAUCUAUUCCUACAUCUACGCCACCACUGGAGCAGUGGUCGUCAUACUGACGGUGACCGUCAACUUCAUCGUCAUCGUGUUUUUCAUUCGUCACAAGUUCAAAAAAUCGACAAAAGCAACCAAACACAAGGAUCUUUCAGUGGUUCUUUUCUUGCUGACUAUUGUUUUAGUCUUCACUUCCUGCUGGGCUCCACUAAUGGUGAAUAUUUUUCAGCACGCUUCUUUUGCUAUAACUGGACAGGGAAAGACGGAACUAAAUCUUUUGCGCAUGGCGGUGACCAACUCAGUUAUUGACCCUUGGAUUUAUAUUCUUUUCCGGAAGGAAUCGCUUGUCAUGCUGUUGAAUCUUAAGAAUCGUUUACUAAAAGAUAACAGCUCUCAACAAACAAGUACAUCAAGAUCAGGACUCUCAGAGAACAGAUAAACAACAAGACAAAUCAUCAACAUUUUAAGUCGAACCCUUAAGCUGUAGUUCUUAGAAUUAGUAUAGGUAUUAGAAUACCUCCAUUUGAAAAACGAUAUUGUAAACUUGCACUUUUUUUAUUGGCAACCCAGAUAUGAUUUAUUGCUAUUAUAAACAUUUAUUUUUUAAAAAUAAUUUAGUAGUCGUUCUGAAUAUAAUUUUUUGGACGUUUUUUGCGAAUAAAGAGGUUAAAUUAAAUAAGGUAUCUCAUCAUUUGCGUACUAGUGCAUUAGCUUUUAAAAGUAAUUCUGAAAAGGGUCAGCUGCAUUAUGAAUUAUCAUUGUAAAGCUGCAUUAUGAAUUAUCAUUGUUAAAGCUGCAUUAUGAAUUAUCAUUGUUAAAGCUGCAUUAUGAAUUAUCAUUGUUAAAGCUGCAUUAUGAAUUAUCAUUGUUAAAGCUGCAUUAUGAAUUAUCAUUGUUAAAGCUGCAUUAUGAAUUAUCAUUGUUAAAAGGUAUGAAUCAUUUUAUAUUGAUGUAAGACCUCAAUUAUUAAAUUAUGUUUAAAUUUCAUCUGGUUAUUAAUGUUUGUAUGCUUUUGCAGUAAUUACAUUUGUAUAUCACAAUAUAAUUAUGUAUCUGAAUCGGACAAGAAAAACUUCCCAAAUCUCAUAUUUUUCUUCUUGUAAAAAGCUUUAAUUUCUAGAUUGGAUAAGUUUAAUGAAUGAACAGAUUUCAAGUAUUACUAUUAAUUGUGUAAACAAAUGAUCAUCAUAUGUAUGAAUACGUGUAAAUAGUUAAAAUUCACUAUUAAAUUGUACUUUGCAUGCAUAUGCUUUUACAAAUAAAAUCAAUAUUGCUGGA
Magallana angulata is the source of this 2078-nucleotide messenger RNA. RefSeq names its product prostaglandin E2 receptor EP4 subtype-like. Gene Ontology annotation, cellular component: plasma membrane. Lineage: Eukaryota; Metazoa; Mollusca; Bivalvia; Ostreida; Ostreidae. Bases 208 to 1239 code for a protein of 343 amino acids. Gene Ontology annotation, molecular function: G protein-coupled receptor activity. Gene Ontology annotation, biological process: positive regulation of cytosolic calcium ion concentration; adenylate cyclase-activating G protein-coupled receptor signaling pathway; inflammatory response. The transcript is spliced from 4 exons. The record is from RefSeq and is a predicted model, not a curated record.